This is a messenger RNA of Abrus precatorius (Indian licorice), 1615 nucleotides long. Its product is annotated as ribitol 2-dehydrogenase. Lineage: Eukaryota; Viridiplantae; Streptophyta; Magnoliopsida; Fabales; Fabaceae. The coding region runs from base 246 to 1046 and encodes 266 amino acids. The record is from RefSeq and is a predicted model, not a curated record. The transcript has 5 exons.
AAAGAGACGCAAGAGAGGAAGUUGAAGUUGAACUGGAGAGGAAGAGAAAUGCCUGGUGUAAGGGAGGCAAUGAUUCAGACACCCCCACGACAUCUCACCCUCUCCCAAACUCCAACCUUCUGCACUACUUAAUUACUCUCUCUCACCUCUUUAAGAAUUCAUAUUCACCCUCCCAAAUUCAAUUUGUUAAUUCCUCUCUUCUUCUUCUUCUUCUUCUUCUACUCGAAAGAGAGAGAGAGAGAGAGAUGCGAAGCAUGGCAAGCUCGCCUUCUCCACGAGGCAUUGCAGCCAUCGUUGGUGUAGGCCCCAAUCUCGGCCUCUCCAUCGCUCGCAAGUUCGCUCACGAAGGCUACACCGUUGCCAUCCUCGCUCGUGACUUGGGGAGGUUGUCGAGAUUCGCGGACGAAAUAGCUCGGGAGGAGAAGGCACAGGUGUUCGCGAUACGAAUAGACUGUUCGGAUUCGAGAAGCGUGAGGGAAGCAUUCGAAGGAGUGCUAUCUCUAGGAUUCGUGGAAGUUUUGGUGUACAAUGCUUACCAACCACUCCCUUGGUAUCCAACCUCCUUCCAAGACAUUCGCCUUCAUUCCUUCGAAAAAUCCCUCGCCGUUUCAUCCGUUGGCGCUUUCCACUGCGCUCAACAGGUGCUGCCGGGGAUGGUUGAAAGAGGAAAAGGAACGAUUCUCUUUACUGGUUGUUCCGCUUCGCUGAAUGGCAUUGCUGGACACGCUGAACUAUGCUGUGGGAAAUUCGCUUUGAGAGCACUAUCGCAAUGCCUUGCAAGGGAAUUUCAACCUCAAGGAGUGCACGUAGCUCAUGUUAUCAUCGACGGUCUCAUUGGCCCACCCAGAGGAACAACGUUAACGACGUCGUGGCAGAGAGGUAAUUCGGUGGGGGAGCAAAGCAGUGGAGUGGUGGGAGGAGGAGGAGGUGAGGGUACAAUGGAUCCAGACGCAUUGGCUCAAACUUUCUGGCACUUGCACGUUCAAGACCGAAACGCUUGGACCCAGGAGAUGGAUCUUCGUUCCUCUUCUGCUAGAUUCUUCUAGUUUUCCUCAAUUAUGAAUCAACUCUGACGUCAGGACAUGAACAAAGAAUUAAUGAUGUUUCCAAUCAAAUGAUGAUGUUGGGUUGGGACUUGGCGGUGUGCGCGCUAAAUAUUAUGUGUAUAAAUUAAAGGCUAUACGGUGCGUCUUUGUGUCCAGUAAUUACUGUUUUCCAAUUUUUAGACACUGAAAUUACUAAAAGAAAAGGAUAUCAUAUGAUCCAUUUGUGUAUUGAUUUGGAUUAUUCUCUCUUGUCCAAAUAUGUAUGGAUUUUACAAAAUCAUGAUUAAUGACUAACUUGUCGGCAAUGGGUCAAGUUGGUUUGGAAGGGAGUGGGCGUCGAACAACACUGUGGGCCCAGCGGGGGAGAAGUUAAGGGGAGCGAAGGAGUGGGAUGGGGACAUUGAUGCAUGGAUAAAAGCAGGAAUUCGUGUUCUAAUUUUGGACACAAAAACUAUGUGUACUUGCUUGAAUCUCCUAAAGUAUUCAACUUUCUCUGUUGUUAUUUUCAUGCUAUUUCUUUAUGUUCUAAACCAAUUCAACUUAUUAUGAUAAUCAGUUCAUGUUCUGUU